Cooperia oncophora is the source of this 483-nucleotide messenger RNA. NCBI's taxonomy places the organism in Eukaryota, Metazoa, Nematoda, Chromadorea, Rhabditida, Trichostrongylidae. The record is from the annotation of a GenBank genome assembly.
AUGUUCCUUUUCUUUCAGGUCAAAACCCUCCGCUCCGAACAGGAAGGUAACCGUGCGCGCAUUCGUGAGUUAGAGCAGAGAAAUGAUGACCUCGAACGGCAUGAAAGAAAUAACCAGCAAGAAGUCGCCGAUUUAGAGCGAAAGGUAAAUGAAAUGACCGAAAGGCUUACUCUUUUGGAAAACGAACUGGCCGAGAAACAAACAACUGCAGAGGAAAUGUAUCGGUUACGGGAGGAAAUGCGUGCUGCCGACCGCCCCCUUCUCAUGGUUGGACCCCUUAGAGCAGAACGUGUAGAUGACACUCCAGAGGAACCGACACCUAUAGAACAACAGAAACCUGGUUUGGAGGAAGUGACUCCAACUAUUGUAUCUUCUGCUGUGAUCACCGAGAAAAGUAACGGAGUUUCUGUUGUUAAAAUCUCGCCCAAGGAUUCCAAUGGCAACACAGGCUCUGAGGUGCGUUUUUGCUUUUUAAGUGGCUGA